Messenger RNA from Xiphias gladius (swordfish), 4116 nucleotides. Its product is annotated as interleukin-15-like. Gene Ontology annotation, biological process: positive regulation of immune response; positive regulation of cytokine production; neutrophil activation. Gene Ontology annotation, cellular component: extracellular region. Gene Ontology annotation, molecular function: cytokine activity; cytokine receptor binding. The transcript has 6 exons. The record is from RefSeq and is a predicted model, not a curated record. NCBI's taxonomy places the organism in Eukaryota, Metazoa, Chordata, Actinopteri, Istiophoriformes, Xiphiidae. Bases 2140 to 2637 code for a protein of 165 amino acids.
AUCGGCAGUGUCACCGGUGUAGUUUCACUUUCACUUGCGCAGAUGACGUAGUCCGGUUCAGCGAGGUCCUCCUCCUGUUUUCUUUGAAGGCUGCAAAUAGCUCAAACUAGAGAUUUGGGCGAGUAACUGCAGACAACAACCGACCGCACGGCUGCCGUAUGUGGGCGAGAGCGGAGCGGUGGCAUGUGCACGUCAGGCAUUUACCUGCUGUUGAUAGAGGCGCAUCAAACCGCCAGUGAGCGUGUGUGACAGUCGGGAGUUAAUGGUGGAAAGUCCACCGGUGCAGAGUACAAUACUUUGAGUUACUGGUGGUCAUGCUGCAGUACCUCCACUCCCAGGGGUGGAAAAAGAGCUCAACCUGUAUUUAAGUAAGAGUAGUGAUACCUCGAUUUAAAUACUCUAUUACAAGUAUGAAGCGAAUACUCCAAAUCUUAAGCAAAAGUAUAUACUGUAAAUGUAUACGUUUCAGCAAGGUGUAUUUGUUAUUCAGAAUUCCGCGUUUCAGAGUACUUUAUUAUAUACAGCUGUUCCACAAAGUAUCCACAUCCAUUCACUUCUUGCACACUUUGUGUUGUAGAGUUCAUUUUAAAGGGGUAAACUUGCCCUUUUUGCUCAUCAAUCUACACUCAAUAUAUAUGCAUAAUGGCAAAGUGAAAACAUGUUUUCAUGUUUCACGGUUUUCAUUCUUUUUGAAAUAUGGAAAUGAAAUCCAGUAACUGUUGAGGCUCGUUUAGACAAAUAAGGACAUGCAUCCACACCUAAAGAAACUUAAAUUUAUUAAAAAUCAAAAACUGCAAUUUCUCAUUCACAAAAGUGAACAAAUAAACUUGCCUUACUAUUUACAUAACUAUCGGAGAAAGCAUGAUUUGCAGAUUUUUAACACGAGGGCAGACUGAGUGAGUCUUGUUCCAAAAACAAGAAAAUAUACAGAGUUACAAAACUUUUGACUCAGUUUAAAAGUGCAUGCAAAGGAACACACCAUGGGCCAGUUUCACAGAGGCAAACCUUGACUAUGGCUUAGAUCUAACUAACCUCGGACUUCAGUUAGACGUCUAAAUUCAUCAGCUGCACAAAGGGGAUGCAGGAGCGUUGAAGGGAGGCUCGGAGGGAGAGCUGUGAGGCAGAUUGUUGCAAGCAAUGAUAAUAGUGUCCCAGAAGCAGAACACAGACUCAAGUUGUCAAAAAGUUCAAGAGCUUCAUUACUGAAUUCAAAGUGGGUGGUGAUGAUGAAGAGGAUUGAAGAUGGAGGCAGGCUAAAGCUGAGGCUGUGGAUCACUGGGUAGGGUGAACACUUGACUAGUGUGUGUGGAGCGUGGCUGGCCGAGAGGGGUUGUGGACCUGGAGCGCCGAAGAAACAAUAUGAGUUCGAAACGCCAAAAACAACACGAGGAAUCAAAGGCUGAGCAAAAGCCACUAGGUGGCCACAGCGUGAACGCCGCGCUGGGUGAUGAGGGAGAGGAGGACCAGGGUUUAUGGAGUGGCAGCAGGAGAAUUGGCCGGAGGACAAAACUGGAUUGCCAUACCCAGGACGACACACACGCACACACACACGCACAUACACAAACACACGCACACAAGGACCAAUAGAAAACAAACGAGACACAAUGGGAGGGGUAAAUGGCAAAAACGCUAAGAAUGAGGGAAGGUCACAGCCUAACCACGACACAUAUACUGUGCGAGGUGAAAUUGAAUCAUAAGUCAGUUAGAUCUUAAGACACAAGUAUGAAAUACAGGCUAAUAUAAUUCAGUGUUACUGCGGAUAUUAUUAUCUCAGAUGUUCAUCGUGAAUAAACAUCCAUAAAUCCGCUUAGAAAUUAUUAAAAAAGAUGCUUCAGAACUUGCCUAAGAAUCAUCAGGUUUUUGAGUUUCUUCAGUACCAGAGUAAUCCAGUGAUAGUUGAACCAGUACAGGACAUUUGAUGAGCUGUUGCUCUCCAUAUUGCUUUGAUUUAUAUAUAUAUAUGAAAAGCAUUUCACUCACGAAGCACAGGAUGACUUUUAUUAUGAAGUAGUCGCAGGAAAUGCAAUGCAAUGUGUUUGUCAGUGAGCUUAGCGCUUAACGCUAACGUUCAUCAAAAAUCAGUUUGAAAUAUUGCAGGAAGCAAUGGAACAAGAAGGAGCAGCCUCAGAGAGCUGUUAGAUGAAGAGCUGCAGGCGACAGGCUGCACAGGCCCAACUUCUCAGCCAGAAAGGCGUCCAGUUCCAGUUGACCUGUAACCUGUGCCGUGAGAGCCACAAAACUCAGGUGUGGCUUUGUUUCUUAGUUCUGAGCUUCUUGAGUAUUUCUACGUGUGCUGCUCAUAGAGAUGAUACAGCAGAUUUACAGACUUGCUUGAGUAAGAUAAAACACACCAUUGAGAAAUCUGACGCUAUGCUGUAUGCUCCGUCCAUUAAUGACAUUGAAGAGAAGUGUAAAAGUAUGUCGCUCAAAUGUUACAUGUUGGAGUUGAUAAUGGUUCUCGAUGAAGAAGAUGUUAUGAAUAAGAAGGCAAGCUGCAUCCUUGAUUUCAAUGACAACCUACAGCCCAACUCUGUUGCCUGUCCGCCAUGUGAAGCAUACUCACUUAAAAAUAUUACAAUAUUCCUGGACAGACUAAAUAACCUUUUGGAAAAAAUAACUGCACAGGAGAAUAUUUAAUAUGAUGUAAAUACUGUAAGCUAUAAAUGUGUAUUUGUAUAUAUUUGUAAAGAAUUGUGGCUGCUUUUAUUUGUAAAUACCACAUUGUGACCGUGUCAACUUGUAACAACCCAUGCCAUCCUAGCGUCCGUAUGAAAUGUUACGUAUUAUUUUUAAAGACCAGACUAAAUUUGAAAUGCAAAACCCAUUUCAGUGUAUAGGAUGACAGUACUACUGUUUGCUUUUAACUGUACAGAUGAAGUCUUUGUCACUGUGAGUCACAGUUUGUGUUUCAGUUUUACAAUUUUGAGAAAUGUACUAGGAAGUAUCAUACAAUGGCAGCACGCACUGUAUUGUACAGAAUGUAUAAUAUUAUUAAGCUCACUGCUAAACACUACUGAAUGUAAUACCAAAUAUACAGUAUAUGCCCAAUGACUCCAGUAUCACAAAUAUUUCCACUAUCUGCUCACUCCACUAAAUAAUCUUACCUAGUCUUUAUUUCUUUAAUUUUAAAUUUAUUUUACCAUAACACUAUCAAGUUGUUGCUCUGCUGCGUUUUUAAAAAAAAAAAUUUUUUUUAUAUAAACAUAACUUUUUAUGAACAUGCCAGACUUAUGUUUCCAUACAUGUCAGAGGGUGUUUGGACAGCCCUGUGUUAAAAAUAUGCAGGCAGUUGCGUUGGAAAUAGGACAUAUGAUCCAGGAAGUCCAGUUCGGGUCAUCAGUUUAUGAAACAAUAAAAACUGAAAUACAGCUUUCGUGUUAAGGAGUCAUCUACCUUGCUUUUAAAAGUUUGGCCAUUUUUCACUUUUGCACAUUCAUAAAAAAAACACGAGGGGGCUACUUUUUGACACAUGGCUAAAGUUAUUCUAAAUGCUGCCUUAGCUUCUUUCAGAGAGUUGUUGAUUCAACUGUAUGAUCAUUUUGGAUGAUGCAGUCUGUUGAACUGUAUUGCUUUGGACGGAGAGGUUUUUCUGUUAUUUAGCCUACCUUUGUUGAUGAUGAAGAUGAUGAAAAGUCAGCUACCCGUACCAGUGUCUGAUAGAGACGUUCGGCAAAGAAGAGGUCAAGAGACAAUGCCAGAAAUCUUGAUCCUAAAGAAAGACUGAAGGGUCCAAGAUGCAAGUAAAACAGACAAUACAUGUGUAAAAAACAGAAAAAAAAAAACAAAAAAACUGUGGAGAACUUCUCAGAGUUACCUUUUAAGACUACAGGAAGUAAGUGAUACUCAAAACAUGGAUUUUUGGAGAAUUCAUGUUUGGGGUUUAAAGGUUUUAAUUCGUUAUACAAAAUGUAAAAGUUUAUGUUUUCAGUUAAUUCAGACCAUGGAGUAAUUUUUUUUAUUAGUCGUUUGCUUUACUCAAUUACAUCUUGCAAGACCAAUAUGACCCUAAACAUAAUGGAUGUUUUGUUUUUUAACACUCAAUAUGGAUUAAAUUAUGACUCAUUCACUGUAGUAGUGUACUUACCUGUUCAAUUAAAUGCACAUCUGUGAAACUGA